AUGGAGAUGUCAUUUUCUCGCGCUUUUUCGCUUCUAAUCAAAUACAGUCUGUCCAAUGAAUUUGACAUUUUAAUUAGUAUGUAACAAAAGAGUAAGAAUCGAUAUUUAAUUGUUAGUAUUAAUUGACGACAAUGAGCUGGAACAGUUUUCGGGUGAAAAUCGAUCUAUCUAGCCUUUAUCACGAUUCGAGGCGUCACAGUUGGGUAUAUAUUGUUCAAUUUGAGAGACCACAAAUCAGAGAUUUGGAAAAGCAUGUUGCCCAAGUGUUCGGUAUUAAAGAACCGUUCCACCUCUUAAUAAAUGGUAAUGAGUAUUUACCACCUGUUGAGGACAUUCGUAUAAUAAAGGAAACCGAUGUACUAGUUGUUUUGCCAGGCACUGGGCAUUGGAGUCAUGUUUCAGAUAGAUUUACUCCUUGCGGGAAUUCUUCGCAAAGGAGUAUUGAGGUUGAACUAUUAAGACCCAGCGAAACUCAGAUCAUUAAAUCUUAUGUACCAGAAAAGGCAAAGGAAGAACAAGACGUUGUACCUGAAAAAUGUGAGUCAAUGCAGUCUAGCACCGUGGAGUCAAAAACUGAUGACGAUUGCGUAAUAGAAGAUGUUAAUAUCGUUAACAAGGUAGACGUACAACGAAAACGAAAAAGAACGCGCAGAUCUCAACGCAAGAAAACAAGCAAUAACACUUCAGAGCCUCCGUUAUCAAGCUUACUCCAACAACAAUUAAAGAAGCCGACCAUCAUAGAUUCGGUUGUUAUUCCGUCAGGAAAGCACACGCGUUUUGACAAUGAUGUAUCUGAAAAUGGAACGUCUGCAAACGACGAAGAUAUGGGUCCCAGCGAGAAGAUAAGGACUUUAAGUGAACGAUCUAGCAUUUGUGAAAACGGUUCGGCAAGCUCCAAGGACCUCUCCGUGCUGUUAUCUCUUCAGAAAAGUUCUCAGCCACUUACGUUUACCAGUAAGAGUGAUAAAAAAGAUGUGAAAAGUAAAGACACAUCGAAUGGGCCGUCACAGGAUAGUGGGGUGAAGGAAAUGGAAUUAACGAACAAUAUCCCUGUAAAAGAUGUUGAUAUCUCCUCGGUGAAUCCACAGUCUUAUCCCAUUAUGAAAUCAAUACCACAACUUAACGAUAUCAUUUCAUUUAAGAUUUUGAAAAUGGGAAACGACUAUACGCCUCAAUGCUCUAACUUCGUCAUUGGCAAAGUGACAGACUUUCACCCGACUAGAUCAAGUUGCACGUUUCAAAUAUUAAAGGGUAAAAGUGAAUUGGAAACUCCGAAAGGAAAGUUUGCUCUUCCAGAUGACUUGCAACCAGGCAACGAAAUAGAAACUGUUACGUUUUAUACCACGCAGCUCAUCGAACCACGAUUACUCAAAAGAGAUUAGUCGUACAAGUGAAAUUCUGUCGAAGACUCAAGGAAAGACUGAAGUUUUAGUUUUUUUACCCGAUUGACUUGCAGAUGGAGCCACUGCCUGCAAACGAUUUUUCCUUAUUGUUUUCGCUUACCAUUUAAUAGAAAGGAUAUUGAAACAAGAGAUCUCUGUACGUACAUAAGUUAUGUGAAUAAAUAACAAAUUUUAAAUAAUUCACAAUUAAA
Orussus abietinus is the source of this 1594-nucleotide messenger RNA. RefSeq lists its product as uncharacterized. The record is from RefSeq and is a predicted model, not a curated record. The transcript has 5 exons. The coding region runs from base 132 to 1382 and encodes 416 amino acids. Lineage: Eukaryota; Metazoa; Arthropoda; Insecta; Hymenoptera; Orussidae. Gene Ontology annotation, cellular component: Cajal body. Gene Ontology annotation, biological process: spliceosomal snRNP assembly. Gene Ontology annotation, molecular function: U1 snRNA binding; U2 snRNA binding.